Sceloporus undulatus (fence lizard) is the source of this 2038-nucleotide messenger RNA. RefSeq names its product hydroperoxide isomerase ALOXE3-like. Gene Ontology annotation, molecular function: protein binding; iron ion binding; oxidoreductase activity, acting on single donors with incorporation of molecular oxygen, incorporation of two atoms of oxygen. Lineage: Eukaryota; Metazoa; Chordata; Lepidosauria; Squamata; Phrynosomatidae. Gene Ontology annotation, biological process: lipid oxidation; linoleic acid metabolic process. The coding region runs from base 1 to 2031 and encodes 676 amino acids. The record is from RefSeq and is a predicted model, not a curated record. The transcript has 14 exons.
AUGGCAGCAGCUUCGGUGGCCACCUACAAAAUCCGUGUGGCUACUGGCAACUACUUGUGCGGAGGGACCAUGGACUCCAUUUCCAUCACUUUGGUGGGAUCUCAAGGAGAAAGUGCCAAGUUCUCUUUGGACAAAUGCGGCCGAGAUUUCUCUCCAGGAGAGGUAGACGAAUACAAGGUCGACAGCCAGCAAGUCUUGGGCCCCAUCCUGCUGGUCCGGCUGCACAAGGAACGCUAUGGCGCUUUCCCACAAACCAACUGGAAUUGCAGCUUCGUCGAAGUGACGGCGCCUCAGGGGCAGGUGUACCGUUUCCCUUGCUACCAAUGGAUUGUGGGAUACCAGACCAUAGAGCUAAGAGAAGGGGCAGCCAGAACUAUUUGCAUGGAUGCUGAUAACCAGACGCUCUUACAACACCGUCAAAAGGAGCUCCAGGCAAAGCGGGAAGCAUACAGGUAUAAAGAAUACCAGCCAGGGUGGCCCAUGUGUCUGGAUGCUGACAUGGUGGACCACUUGCAUCUGAACGAUCGCUACUCGAGAACCAAGGAAAAUGUUUUCCAGGUGCAGAUGGUGGCUGCUGAAGUUGAAUUGAAGCUGAAGGGUUUGCUAGAUUGCAAAAAUUCUUGGAAGAAACUAGAUGACAUACGGAUGGCUUUUUGGUUUUACCGAUCCCCCGUUGCAGAGUAUGUCAGCAGACACUGGGAUGAAGAUGCUUUCUUUGGCUACCAGUAUCUCAAUGGUGUGAACCCUGUUAUCCUCCAGAAGUGUGUCGAAAUGCCGGCCAAAUUCCCUGUCACACACGAGAUGGUGGCCGGGUCCUUGGGAAAGCACACAACGUUGGACAAUGAGCUCAAGAAGGGUACCAUCUUCCUUAUAGACUGCUGGAUUCUCGAAGGCGUCCCAGCUACAAAACUCAAUGGAUGUCUCCAGUAUAUCUCUGCUCCUCUCUGCCUCUUGCAUCUUACUCGCCUGGGCGAAAUGAUCCCCAUCGCCAUCCAGCUUACUCAGCAACCAGGACCAGAGAGCCCAAUUUUCUUACCCAGCGAUUCGGAGUGGGAUUGGGCAUUGGCAAAGUUUUGGGUCCGCAACAGCACUUUUUACAUCCACGAAGUCCUCACCCACUUGCUUUCCACACACCUGGUGGUGGAAGUCUUCAUGCUAGCUACCCUCCAUCACUUGCCAAUGUGUCAUCCAAUCUACAAGAUGCUAAUUCCUCACUUCCGAUAUACGUUACACAUCAAUGUUCUUGGCCGGGUGAACCUCUUUGCCCCAGGAGGGCUCAUAGAACAAGCCACCGGCACGGGCUUCCAUGGUGUCUCCCACUUGCUGGCCAAAGGUCUGUCAACGCUGACCUACUCCACCCUCUGCCUCCCUGAUGACCUCCGGGACAGAGGAGUCGAAUCUCUCCCCAACUACUAUUACAAGGAUGAUGCUCUGAAGCUCUGGGAAGCCAUUGAGAGCUUCGUAUCUGGAAUUGUAGCUCUCUACUACAGGAGUGACCGCUCUGUGAAGGAAGACUCAGAGCUCCAGGCCUGGGUGGCAGAGAUUUUUGACAAAUGUUUCUUCGGGCGAGAGUCUUCCGGUUUCCCUUCACACCUGGAAACCAUCAGUGAGCUCAGCAAGUAUCUAACCAUGGUGAUCUUCACCAGCUCCAUUCGCCACGCCAGCGUCAACAAUGGCCAGUUUGACUAUGGGGCCUGGAUGCCCAAUUACCCUUCUUCUAUGCGGAAGCCGCCCCCCAAAUGCAAGGGCAGUGUAACUUUCAGGGACAUCUUGGAUACCUUGCCGGACGUCAGCACGACUUGUAGCACUUUGCUGAUCCUUUGGCUUCUCAGCCGGGAACCAGGGGACAGGAGACCUUUGGGUUGCUACCCUGAUGAACAUUUUACCGAGGAAAAAGCAAAACAAGUCAUCUCCGCUUUCCAGAAAUGCCUGGCCCAGAUCACCAAGGAAACUGAGGAGAGAAACAAGCGCCUCCUGCUGCCGUACCAUUAUCUCAGCCCCCCUGAAAUAGAGAACAGCACCUCCAUCUAAAGGAUGU